AAAAGACCGAAGAGAGUCAGAGUCCCAACACAACACAGGACAUCAAUUUAAGAGAGGAGGUCGAGUGUUUUACUUUGUCUGGAAAUGGCCGAUCAGCUGACAAAGGAGCAGGUUGAGGAGUUCAGGGAGGCGUUCUCACUCUUUGACAAAGACGGCACCAUCAACACCAAAGAGCUGGGCACAGUCCUGCGCACUCUGGGCAUAAACCCCACCGAAGAAGCUCUGCAGGACAUGAUCAACGAAGUGGACGCCGAUGGGGACGGAACGAUGGAGUUGGCGGAGUUCCUGGCCCUGAUGACCAGGAAGAUGAAGGACACGGACACCGAGGAGGAGAUCAAAGAGGCGUUCCGCGUCUUCGACAUGGACGGCAGCGGAUUCAUCAGCGCGUCCGAGCUGCGUCACGUGAUGGCGAACCUCGGAGAGAAGCUGACGGACGAGGAAGUGAGCGAGAUGAUGAGAGAAGCAGAUACGGACGGAGACGGAAAGGUCAACUAUCAAGAGUUUGUGAAAAUGAUGGCGACGAAGUGAAGACCUUCUGUGGAGCCUUUUUUUUUCUUUGUCUAAUUUAUCUGUAAAAUCUUAAUAACCUCUCUUUGUCCCUGUGUCUUCUGCUGUCCAGAGGGCUCUUGUCCCUGCAUCCCUUUCUUCUGCUGUCAUAGUGUUUCCCGUGAAGGCCCCUGAGAGCUGGGGAGCUUGAAAUCUUCCUGUCUUGUGUGCUCGGGGCCCCUCCACGCAAGGCAACAUUGGAGAUCUUUGGAGACGAGUGUGUCUCCUGCUUCACUCACUACUUUUACUCUUCUUUUCUUUUUGAAUGACCUCUGGUCGUGUCUCAAAUUAUGAAUUCCAACUUGUAUGUUUUUGUUUUCCAAUAAAAUUUAAGAAUAAAAAGAUGACCGUGUCUGCUCACUCUG
Messenger RNA from Solea solea (common sole), 911 nucleotides. RefSeq names its product calmodulin-like. Gene Ontology annotation, molecular function: calcium ion binding; enzyme regulator activity. The record is from RefSeq and is a predicted model, not a curated record. The transcript has a single exon. Bases 85 to 528 code for a protein of 147 amino acids. NCBI's taxonomy places the organism in Eukaryota, Metazoa, Chordata, Actinopteri, Pleuronectiformes, Soleidae.